Messenger RNA from Neoarthrinium moseri, 669 nucleotides. RefSeq lists its product as uncharacterized. The transcript has a single exon. The record is from RefSeq and is a predicted model, not a curated record. NCBI's taxonomy places the organism in Eukaryota, Fungi, Ascomycota, Sordariomycetes, Amphisphaeriales, Apiosporaceae. The coding region runs from base 1 to 669 and encodes 222 amino acids.
AUGUUGUCUUUGAAGGCGUCUCUUUUUGGCCUCCUAGCGAGCCUGGUCCUGCCGUCACUCGCCACCGACCGAAACAUUGGCUGCAGCAAAUGUCUCGGCGCGAGCAAGGACGCCGUUCGUUAUGGCUGCUACCAGAAUUGCGGAAAAGCCUUCAGUUCAGCGUCGCACGAAUUUGGCGUCUGCCGCGACUACUGCUCCAAGUUCGUCUUCGAUCAUAGUUGCUGCUCAGGUUCUUGCCCGAGCGAUGCCAACACGUGUAUGAACAACUUCUACCCCCCAGAUGAUCCCACGAAGAAGCUCAGACGUUCGGCUGAGGGCGAACGGGGUCACGCUAGAGACUUUGUGCCUAGCUCAGAUGUCACCGCGGUUGCAAUCCGCCACUCUGAGACGGACCUUGUUGAGGCCAGAGACGCUGGUCAAAUCUGCUGCAAGACUGCGUCGGCGAUCAUCACGGCUUCAUCAUUCAAGUUGGCACCUCUCCUAAACGAGCAAAGAUGGAACGACGAUGUCGGUGCUGGAUUGGUUUUGAUUUCUACCGGCGUGGCUCUUUCGUUUGCAUGCAGUAAGACCUUCCAGAUCGACUGCUUGUUCACUGUCCCCGCAGCACAUGGCGCCGCUGCAGACGUCCCUCUUGGCGGAGGUCCUCUUCCUGGCCGGAAUGAGCUGUAA